Linum tenue is the source of this 1098-nucleotide messenger RNA. Lineage: Eukaryota; Viridiplantae; Streptophyta; Magnoliopsida; Malpighiales; Linaceae. The record is from the annotation of a GenBank genome assembly.
CCCAAGUCCUAAUUAGAUCGGAAAAUUCGAAACUCUUCCACGCUAAUGGCGGCGAUUAAAUCCUGUUCCGCCGGCCGCUUCAAAAGCCCCGCAAUUUCCCUCCGCCAAGCCAGCGCCGGCGGGCGCAUCAAAAUGCCCGCCUUUCCCAUCAUUAAUCCCAGACCAGGAAUCAAGCUAUCGGCAUCCUCCUCCGGUGCAAUCAAGUGUGUGGAAUCGGGGUCCCCGGCUGAUCCGAUAAAGGACUCCUCGAUAAUCGUCGAGGGUCUCCGACAGUUGGAUGACGGGGGCGGCGGCGCCGACGAUGGUUCUGGAGAAAAUGGAGGGUUUCACGGCGGCGGAGACGGUGGAGGUCGCGGUGGAGAUGACGGCGGCGAUGGCGCCGCCGGGGAGAAGGAGGUUUGGCCCAUAAUGUUAUUCGCGGAUGAGGAUGUGAUUAAAAUGGCGGAUGAGGUGCGGGGCCUCGAACUUCCAGCUUAUAUGCCGGAAGCUGCCGAGGCCGCCGGAAUCCGAGCACAAUUUCUCCUUAAUCAGAAGAUGGCCGAUCCCGGUUUCCUCUUCCAUGUUGGAACAAAGGUAUUAAUUGGUUCAUGUAGGACAGCAUUUGCUCAAGUUCUGCAAUGGGGGAAAGAUUCGUGGUCAAAGCUUGAGAUGUGGGAAGCUUUUGUGGGCAUUGCAGUUAAUGUUUCUGUAGUUGGUAUGCUAGUUCGAAUUGGGAAGCCUUCUUUUUACACAGCUGGGUUAGUCCCUCCCAAUACACAGGAAGCUUGUGCUGCUCUUCCCAGCAGUGUUGUUGAGGCUGGAAGGCCGGGACGUAGAUCCUCUUUGAUGCAGCAAGUGGCUAAUUACUUCUAUAAGGGUUCAUUGUAUGGUUCAGUUGCAUUUGGGUGCGGAUUACUUGGUCAGGGCAUUGCAAAUACGAUCAUGAAUAUCAAGCGAAGGGUGAUGAAGUUAGAGGAGGACAUGGACAUUGCUGUAAAGAAGUUGGAAGAGGGCAUCCCUAUACCACUUCAAGUCGAAAGUGGCAUCCUUCGGGAUGUGUUUCGCGGUGUAUCUUCCUGCACACGGUACCAAGUCAUCAGGGGGAUCGAACGAGUGGUC